Messenger RNA from Ostertagia ostertagi, 417 nucleotides. Lineage: Eukaryota; Metazoa; Nematoda; Chromadorea; Rhabditida; Trichostrongylidae. The record is from the annotation of a GenBank genome assembly.
AUGAGCCUCUCGCCCCGUCUGGCGGGCGUGCCCGGUCCUGCCUGGCAUGACCUCGCCGCCAUGGAAGGCUUCCAGGAUCGCUACAUGACCGCGACCUUCGCCAAGGUAGAAGCGGGUGCGCAGACGCUGGUCGCCUGGUCUGCCGACGGCAAACGCCUCGGCUACAUUCACAUGCGGCCCUUCAAGGACGGUGUGACCGACGAGCCCUGCGGCUACGUCUCGCUGCUCGCCCUGACCGAAGGCGCCGAGGGCCAAGGCAUCGCGCAUCGUAUGAUGGAAGCCGCCGAGACCUGGGCGCGCGCGCAGGGUUACCGCUUCCUCUCCCUCGACGUGUUCGCCGACAAUCGCCAUGCCGUCGAAUUCUACGAACGCCGCGGCUUCCAGACCGAGACGCUGCGCAUGGUGAAGCCACUGUAG